Messenger RNA from Parasteatoda tepidariorum (common house spider), 7464 nucleotides. RefSeq names its product eukaryotic elongation factor 2 kinase. The record is from RefSeq and is a predicted model, not a curated record. Gene Ontology annotation, molecular function: calmodulin binding; elongation factor-2 kinase activity; calcium ion binding. Lineage: Eukaryota; Metazoa; Arthropoda; Arachnida; Araneae; Theridiidae. Gene Ontology annotation, biological process: protein phosphorylation; myosin II filament disassembly; response to differentiation-inducing factor 1.
UGAUUCAAUUCAUUUUGAGUCUGUAUAAUUGUAAAUAAAAAUUUUACAUUAACGAUUUGCAACCAGAUCCCGAUUAUUUAAUCCGAAUCCUGAUUCUGCGAGUUCUUAUUUUGUGAGAACUGUUGUUGUUAUCCUCAUGUCUUCAGUGGUUUCAGAAUACAGAAAAUACUUCGGUUUCGAACAACUUUUGCAAGUGUUACUGCUGAAGCGCAUCCUCCUCUUGGGCUAUAGGAUCGAAAGGUUACUAUAUUUGACCUUGGUUUGAGCAAAAAUUUGAAGAAAUUUCUCUCGUUAUGGAUGAUGAUCAGUUUGAUAUUGAGCUACAGGCUCUACAUCUGGUGGAAAAUAAUAAUAUUGAUACAAAUACAGUAAAUGAUAAUUCAGUUUCUAAUGAUAUUGAAAAAUCCCAUGAUGUUCGUCAUCACUGGAAAGUAGCAGCGAAGAAAGCGUUGCAUUUAAGUGAUCCUUGGGAAGAGUUUCAUCUGGAGCAACUUGAAACAGAAGUUGUUUGUCGUUAUCGUUUUAAUGCUGUGCGACAGACUUGGUAUAAAGAUGAAGUUCUUGUCAAAAUUGCCAAAGAGCCUUUCAGUCAUGGUGCUAUGAGAUCUUGCUACAGGCUAAAAAAGUGGUCUACUUUUACUCAUCGUCAGAAUUGGCGCACUGCUUCAAACUAUGUUGCCAAAGAAUACAUGGAGAACGUUGAUCGAAAUGUUUAUUUUGAAGAUGUGAAACUUCAGAUUGAUGCUAAACUUUGGGGUGAAGAGUAUAAUCGGCACAACCCACCAAAAAAAGUGGAUAUAUUUCAAAUGUCUGUGAUAGAGUUUUUUCAAAGGCCUGGAAAACCUUUGUUUCAUUUGGAGCAUUACAUUGAAGGUGAUUACAUCAAAUAUAAUUCAAAUUCUGGAUUCAUAAGCUGUGAAAAGAUGAGACUAACUCCACAAGCAUUUAGUCAUUUUACAUUUGAAAGAUCUGGGCAUGAGUUAAUUGUUGUUGACAUUCAGGGUGUUGGUGAUUUGUAUACAGAUCCUCAGAUUCAUACUGCUUCUGGUAUGGGAUAUGGAGAUGGAAAUUUGGGUAGUCGUGGCAUGGCCCUAUUUUUUCAAACCCAUGUCUGCAAUGCUAUAUGCCAAAGCUUAGGAUUGUCUUCAUUUGAUAUGGCUCCCUCUGAAGUAGUGAAGAAUAAAAAAUUGAUUAACUUACAGAUGUCUUGCAAAACCAGAGUCAGAGGAACUGAAGAUAUUUGCUUGAGUCCUUCUUACAAAGAAAGAGCUCUGUGGAAAGAGCAUAUUCGCUCCCGUACUGCUUCUGGCAACAGUCCGACAUCGGGCUCAUUCUCCUACAUGUCUGACUCCAGUGACAGCACCAGUAGGGAUUACAUGUCAGAGAGCAUGAGAAGUGAGAGCUUCAGCUAUGAGGAUGAAGACGAAGAUGCGGGACUUGGAUCGGAGGAACACAAUUUUCCAUUCCCCAUGAAUAACAGUGACUCUGGCGUGGGAUCUGCCAAAAGGAAACGCACAAGAUGUUCAUCUGAAUGCAGUGUUACUGAUGAAAAUGAAAUAGUAGAAUUUGCUGAAUUAGUUGCUCGUAAGUCCAGGCCUUCAUGUGUACACAACGAAGUGCAAAUGCGAGAUUUGCAAAAUGAAAAUGAGAAUAAAUACUUUGGUCACUCUGUUCUCGGGCAGAUCCAUUUGGAUUUGGCGAAAUAUCAUGAAUUGGGCAGAUUCAGUGCUGAGGGUGAGGAUUAUGAUCAAAAUGCAGCAUUCUUUCAUUUAGAGCAAGCUGCAAAAUGUGGCAACCUGGAAGCCAUUAAUGUCAUUUCAAAAAUAUAUUUGAAAAUUCCUCAUGACUUCCUCAUUGCUGUGACUGUUAAAGAAAGUGAGGAGAAUGUAGCUAUUGGCAUGAACUACAUGAAACAAGCUGCUUGUUCAGGAGACAGAGCUGCCAUGAUAUUCCUUGCAAAAGCUCAUGACACUGGAGAUAAUGUGAUAGAAAAGAAUUGGAAAGAGGCUGUUUAUUGGUAUGAGAAAGCCAUUAAAACAGAAGAGAUUGACGAAGGAGGAGAAUAUGAUGCAUGCAUGCAUGAUCCUAGCUAUGAGCUUCUUGCUCGCCAGGCAACCCUUUACAAGGAGGGUGGCUAUCAACUACAAAAAGAUCCUUACAAAGCUGGUGAAUUAUUCAACUUGGCUGCUGAAACUGCUCUAGCUUGCAUGAAAGGGAAAGUUGCUAACAAGUACUACAUGUAUGCCGAAGAAGCAUUCGCUGAGGCUGAUGAAUAAUUUUGAAUGAUGAAUUUUUUUCUCUGUUAUUUUAUGGUUUUCAUAUUUGUGUUCCAUAAUACACACAUGUUUAUUUGUAUUUAAAUAGAUUUGCUUUUUUAUGAAGCUCACGAUUUACAAUUGUUAAGUUAAGUUGCGAAUUACUUUUAAAUUAAUUUCUAAUUUUAUGUUGUUCUUUUCUUUUUUUUAGUUUUAAACCUUAAGUACUUGGUCUGGUUCAUCUUCAACAUUUAAUUAAAUUAAAUGGAGUGAAGCAAUUUGUUAAUUACAAUUAACAGUUUCCAUUAAUUUUAGUUGCAUCUCAUUGAAUAUUGGUUUCUUUUUUAUUAGAAAAGAAAUUUCAGUGGGCAAAGCUUUUUAUUAAAUUUGAGCAUGAUUUUCUAAUCAUAACUGUCUUCACACAACAAAAAUGUUAUAAAAAGCACGAAAUGUUAAUAUUUAUUAUAUUGCAGCUAAUUUUGCAUCAAAAAGCCUCAUCUAACAAGCUUGUAUAUUUUUUUCUCUCAAAAUAACAGUAAUAUAAACUAGCCGAGUUGGAAAUAACUUAAGUGUUUAAAAUAUGCACUGUAAUGCAUUUAAAACUGCGGCUGCCAGUAGUUUAAAAAUAUUAAUAAAAAAAAACACUAAGCUGUCUGCUGUUUAGAUACCAGUGCUCAAUGCAAAAUAGUUAUAUAAUAACAGGUACAUUAAUCUAAAGUCUACUGUUAAAAUCAAUAUUCUGAGUUAUUUAAGUUACAUUCUACAAGAUGAUUUUAAUAUAUUUUUGGGCAAAUCUAAAUCCUAAGCGAAAAAGUCUUUCUUGAAAUCUGGAGUGAUUUAGCUUAAGGCAGUUACACAUCCACAUUUCAAACGUUUUUUAAAUAAAAAUGUGAAAAAUUAAGUGAAAAGGUAAUUUGCAUAAAAUUAGAUGUUCAUACUGCGGAGAAUAGAUUAAAAAAAUAUUUAAAGAAAAUCAAUUUUUGAAUAUAUUUUAAAAUUUUUAUGUAUUUUUUAAAAUUUAUUAUUGUUAAUAUGUAUGUAAACUUUUUUGCAUAGUCUUAAGUCUUACGACUCCUGUCUCUCCACUGGUUAGUUUUUAUUUACUUUUUUAAUAUGCAAAAAAGUUAAAAGGUUUCUUCAAAAUUUUAGACAUUAUACCAAUUUUUUUCUCUAUAACAAUUUUGCUUUUUUUGAGUUUAAAUUGUAGAUACAAAGUCAUUGCUUAUUGGCUCAAAUUUGAUGCAAACACUUUUUUAAUUUUCUCAAUAUUUUCAUCUAACAAAUUCUUGUGAAGCUUGCAAUAUGUUUGUAUUGUAGAAUGUGCUUUAAUUUUAUGAAACAAAAACUCACUUAACACCUUUUUAUUUUGUUAUGAAAAAAUCUAAACUUAUUUAAACAUUUAAUUUUAGCAUGUUUUAAGCUGAAUUGUCUAAAACUGGUUUAUUUUUAUUUUGUCAUAGAUAUAGAUUCCUUGACUAAAUAUUGACCAGUUUUUGUUGGUAGGGUCAUUUUUUUUACAUAGGCUCUAAAUUUGAUCCAUUGUAAUGGACAAUACUAGAUUUGAUAACCAGUCUACUUAAUUCAUGAUUCUGAGUUAUACUGAGGUGAUAUAAAAUUAGUUUUCUGCGAAAAUUUAUAUUUAAUAAGAUGGACUAAGAUGAUAGCAUAUUUAAUUAAACUAAGUUGAAUAAUUUAAUUAAAGUAUAAUUUGUGAGUGCAGUCAAAUUACUCAUGAUCUUUCAUAUUUGCUUCUUUAUGUGUGUUUUGAUCGCUUGUUUGUUUAUAUGUUUUUGUGAUAUUUUUAUAAAAUCAUGAAGUUUCCAUUUUGUUUUCAUUUUUCUUGCUACGUUUAUUAUGUUUAUUUGAUUUUUUUCUUAUGCAUUUGUAAGUUUGUUCCAAGUUUCGGUAAAUUUAAUGUGUAGCUUUACUUGCUCAUUUGUCAUUCAUACAUUUAUGCAUCUUUGAAUUUUAAAAUACUAUUAUUUCUUGUCAAUUUAAUCAAGUAAUUGAUAACUUUAUUAAUUAUCUUAAUCAAGAAGUAUUAAUAAUUUCAAUUUCUUCAGUUAUUUCAAAUAUCAAUGAAAGUGAAGUUUCUGAGAAACUUUCUUUUUUUUUAGUUUGGCUUUUGUUUUGAAAAUGAUUUUACUUUUCAUUGUAAAAAAAUGCUUUUGUAGAUUUGUUUCACUCAAAUUAUUUCAUCCACAUAUUGAUUCUUUCAUUUUCUUUUCUUUCUUGUUUAUCAUGUAUCCACAUUUAAAAUGGCCUAAUUAAGGAAGCUAAAACUCAUAAGCUAAUUAGUUUUUUUUAAGGGAUAAAUGAUGAAUGUUUUUUGAUACUUAUUAGUUGCAGAAAGUUUUUUUAACUUUAGGAAGUCUUAAUUUUUUUUAAAAAUAUGUUUGUAAGGUUUGUAGCAUUUCUGAUUGUACUUAAAAUAGUCUGUAUGUUUUUAAUUUAAUAAGAUAUUUUAGUUUUGAUAGGGAAGAAGUGUUUGUGAAAAGUAACAAAAAGGUCUUUUUUUAAAAAAAAAUUUAAUAUAAUGUACUUUUUUGACAACGGUAAUAUGUUAAUGUUGACAAAGGUAAUACCGAAGGUUGAUUUUAGUUAUUUUAUAGUGUUUAUACAAAGACUUUAAACUUUGCAAUUCUUUUCAUAUUACAUCUGUAAUUGGCUGUAAUUAUUAUUUUAAAAUAAUCAAAUUCAAUUUCACGAAAAAAUUCAUUUUUAAUUUAAAAAAGUAAUUUAUUUAGCUUUUUUAUGAAAUGCAAAAUUGUUAAGAAAUCCUCAAAUUAUAAUUUUAAUUGCUUUUAUAGUUAUUGCGUUGUUUAAUAUUUUUACUAUUCUUAUAAUAAUAUAAGCCAAAAAUUGUUAAGUAAGCUUAAAAUUGUUGCAUAAAAUAGUAUGAUUAAGGUUUUAUUUUCCCUGUUAUGUUUUAUUUUAUUUCUCACUCUAGUUUCAGAGAUCUCUUUCAUCCGUUGUUUUUUUAUUAUUAUUAUAUUUUUAGUAUUUUCUUUUUUUGUCAUGGUUGUUUUAUUGCUACUUUUCAUAAUGGUGCUCUGUUUGAAUCUUUAUUUUUCGACUUAAUAACUUUGCCAGAUGGAAACAAAAAAGUCAAAAACACUUUCAAAGCUAUGAUCUUCUAGGUAUCUUGUAUGUGAUGUAUGUUAUUGUGUAACUCUCUAUUGCGUUUGCUUUCUUUCUGCACUUUGUAUGUUGACAUAUUUUGCUUUUGACAGCUUAUCUUUGUGUUUUUGUAUGAUUUAGCCAAUUUAGAAAGGCUUAUAAAUGUGUGACUUAGUCUGCUUUUCAUUUUAUGUAUGGGCUUUGAUAUUUGUGAAAUAAUCUCAAUUUGUUAUACUUGCAUUCAGCUCUCUAUUAACUGAUUUUUUUUUAUAUUUUUACUAUGCAUAGUUAUAUCUUUAUGUAUAGUGUUAGCUAAACAUAUACUCUUUGUAAAAGAAAUAGGUGGUUCAACGCAUGUUUCAACUCUCUGUAUUAUUAUAAUUUUUUUUCUGUUGCAGUAUUGCUUUUAAAUAGUGUUUUAUUGGUAAAAGUAAAUUAAGGGAGACUUUUCAAGUUUAAAUAUAUAUGAGUAUAUAUUUGAACUUGUUUUGUAACAACUGAUCUUAAUAUACAUUUUUUCAAUUGUUGUAAAAAACAUGCUCAUUAAGAAUUGCAAAUGAAUAUGUAAGUGAGAAAGAAACGAAAAUAUUAUCAAAAUCUAUCCACUCAAUAUUAAUAAAAGAUAGACUAAAAAUGUCAAAACCUGUUUGAUUGGAGGUCAGAGGAAUGUAGAAAAGGGAUUAAUAUGAAGAACUUUCUAUGUUGGCAAUCAAACUGAUGAUGUUUUUCUUUCCCUCUUCUUUACUAGUGAUUCGAUAAAUUUUGAUAUUGAUUUUUCUCAAUUAUAUAUUAAUUUGCGGCUCUAAUGUGUAUACAUAAUAAUAACGUCUAAUGUGUAUAUGGUACUCUCUGUAUAAAUUUUUCAUUUUGCAGCAUGCUCAAUCGAGUAUAUUGUUCUGAAGGCAUGAAUCAAAAUUUCUGUAAAUAAAGUAACAGCAUUUUAGCAUAGGGAGGAAAUAAACUUCCGCAAAGUUUAAAUGUUGUUUUCUUAACAAUGUUUCCCUUACUCACAGACACAAUAAAUUGUUUCUGUGUGCAUCAGAUUUUCUUGGAAAUUUAACACCUCAUAUUAAAUAACCCAGUUUCUGUAGCAGAUAGAAUUUAUAUUGAUUGAAUUUAUAGUUUUUUAAAAAUUAAAUGUGAGUACUUAAUUUUAAGGAAGUCCCGAUUUGUCAUUUACUGAUGAAAUUUUAUAAAUGCAAUGAAGAAAAUCUAUAUGUAAUUUAGUUUUGCACACAAUUGAAAUUUUUCUAGUGUAUCCUAAGGAAAAUUGAAGGAUUUAUUAUGUAUCCAAGUGGAAAAAAACCCUUUAAAGCUUGUUUUAACUAUACACUUUUCAAUACAAAAAAAUGCUAUAUUUUUCUAAUCUGAAUGAAUUUUACCGAAUUCUGUUCUGUUAUGUAUUCUAUAAAAUGUGAAUUUUUUUUUUCCUUUUUAAAAUUUGACCACGGCUUUUAGCUACCAAUUUGUAUCUUUUUGUAAAAUGAACAAUCCUUAAAAAAGAGCUCUGUACACUUGGUUUAUGAAUAGAAAAUGUAAAACAUGAAUCAUUAAUAACUUUUGCAUAGAGUAUAUUUAUGAAAAAUGUCUUGCCAAAUAUUGUAUGCACUGCAUUAUAACCUGUGUAUUGCACUCACCUUUUCUCUCUGUAGUUGUAAUUAAUGUCAAUUUUUUGUAUGUUUAUCGCUAAACUUCUGAAGAAGUUGCAUACUUAUGUACACAGCAGAAAUGUUGUCAGCAUCCGUUUGAAUCUGUCCCAGUGAUUUAUGAAAGGAGCUUAAAUAAUCAUUAGUGAUUAGCCAGAAGUAUUAUGAUCAGACAAUUGUAGUGGAAUGAAGACACUUUUGGAUAGUUAUUGUGUCAAUUUUAUUCUUUUAUAUACUAACAUCUAAUCGUAGUUUUGAUUGGUAGAUAGUAAACUUUGUAUUUGUUACUAGUAGUGAUAUUAUUUUCUAGUUGUUUGUCGAUUUAAAAGAGCUGAAUGUCUAUUUUUUAUGCAGUGCCGAUAUUCAUGUGAUAUAUUGAUCUAUGCGACAUGUUCUCGUUAUUUUUUGAAGAAGAAAAAUGAUAAAAAUUAUUCUUCCUUGAA